AUGGCUGCAACCAGUUCGCAAGUUAUUGCAAGACACAAGUUCACUUAUCCCGUUGGAGACAUUUACGAUGGCGAAUGGAACGACGCAGGAAAAAAACACGGCGUCGGUAGUCUGACCUUAGUCGACGGUACGAAGUACAUGGGUCAGUUUCAGAACGGUCUUUGCCACGGCCAUGGAGUUGCAAAUUUCCCCGAUGGUUCGAAGUUUGAGGGCGAAUUUGAAAACGGCAAGUACAGCGGUUUCGGUACGUUUACUCGAAGCGAUGGUAUGCGGUUUGAGGGAAGAUUUCAAAAUGGAAGAGUUGAUGGUCAAGGUCUUAUAACAUUUCCAGAUGGAACACACGGAAGACCUCGACAAGAAGGGUAUUUCAUGGGCACAGAACUUGUUGAAAGACAGCGAGUGAUCGACUCUGUUACGAAAGCGCAA
Porites evermanni is the source of this 426-nucleotide messenger RNA. The record is from the annotation of a GenBank genome assembly. NCBI's taxonomy places the organism in Eukaryota, Metazoa, Cnidaria, Anthozoa, Scleractinia, Poritidae.